This is a messenger RNA of Nasonia vitripennis (jewel wasp), 1177 nucleotides long. RefSeq names its product chromatin accessibility complex protein 1 (gene Chrac-16). The coding region runs from base 455 to 952 and encodes 165 amino acids. The record is from RefSeq and is a predicted model, not a curated record. Lineage: Eukaryota; Metazoa; Arthropoda; Insecta; Hymenoptera; Pteromalidae. Gene Ontology annotation, cellular component: CHRAC; nucleus. The transcript has 3 exons. Gene Ontology annotation, molecular function: protein heterodimerization activity.
CAGUAGUAUUAUUAAAAAUAUUGCAAAUUUAAACAAAAUUUUUAAUAUUCAUUGAGUUUUUAUUGUUUAAAAUUUUCUAUUCGUACACAAUUUAUCAAGCGUGUAUCUAACAUUUAUAUAAAGAUAUAACUAUAGAGAAAUUACUGUGCCGGAAGUCGACGAGCGACAUGUUGGUUGUUUCAUAUUAUUCGAAAACGCUUCGAAAGCAGGCGGUUUUUUCUUCGGAGCCAUUGUUGUUUAUACCCGUGUUUUUAAUUUGCACCUUCCUUUAGUUUGUGAAACUAUAAAUAAACAGUCAAUUGUCAUAUGUCGUCAUUACACUGCUUAAAAACGUAAUUAGCUCUUGAAUAAUUCCCCGCGUCUCUAUAGUGCAUCUUCCAAUCCAAUAAGGGACCAAACAUCUCAGAAAGGUUAGGUUGAAGGAAAGGCUGUUUACGUCGAAAAACCACUCAAAAUGAGUAAUCAACAAUCUCCUCCGAAAGCCAUAAAAGAUCUUCAAUUGCCCAUAUCUAGGGUAAAAACUAUUAUGAAAAGUUCUCCACAAGUAGAAGCUAUUGGUCAAGAUUGUCUGUUUUUAGUAGCAAAAGCAACUGAAUUGUUUGUGCAUUAUUUGUCUCAAGAAGCCCAUCAAAAGUCCAAUAAAGCUAAUAAUUUGGAGUACAAACAUUUAGCAGAAGUAGUUCAGACUACUGACACUUUAGAGUUCUUACGAGAGAUAAUGCCAAGAAAAAUAACUGUCAGGCAAUUCAAAGAAAUGAUGGCGGAGAAAGAAAGUUCAUCAGAUUCUGACAGUGAUAGUCAGUCAGACAGUGACUCUAAUUCAGAGAGUGACAAAGUAGAAAAUGGUAAUUCAUCUGAUAGUACACAUGAGAGCAAUGAUAAAAAGAAUGGUAAUGACGAGUCUUCUGAUGAAAGCAGUAGAAGUGAAAGUGAAGAAGAAACUAAAACGUAAUUAAUUUUAAGUAUCAAGAUAUUCAAUGAAAUAAUUAACAAUUUAGGGAAGCUAAACUUCUAAUGUACAAAGUAUACAAUAAACUUUAAGUACUACAAUUUUAUACGGUUUAUAGAACAAAUUUUUGUGUAGAGUGGAAUGUGUCAAAAUGUAUACAGAUAUCUAUUCCAUCUUGCAUGACUGAAUAUGUAAUAAAAUAACAAAAAUCUUUUCAAUUGAAAAAAA